UAGCCUACACAGCAAACAUCACCCGUUAGCACCGGUUCAUGCUCCUCGACAGUUUUUAGAAGUUUAACGACACUUUUAAAGAAUUAAGGAACAAUGGCGAAAAGUAUUAAAGAUCACCUGCAAGAUAUUUUUGAUGAUCUGGGGAAGGACAAUCAGAAAAGGUUUAAAAGCAAACUGUGCGACCGGAAGACAGAGCCUCGCGUCCGGCGAGCUACAGUCGAAAAAGUUCAAGAUUCUUUAGAUCUCGCCGAUUUAAUGGUGAACACUUUCACAACGGAUGGUUCUGUUCCUGUAACAAUCGAAAUUUUGCAGGCUAUUGGCUGUAAUGAACAAGCAGUGGAGCUCAAAGAGAACACAGGACAAUUAUCCUCACAAUCCGACCACAGGCUUGUUUCCAUCUCUUUCAGAGCACUUCAUCGACAGGAAUCGGGCAAAGCUGAUAAGCCGAGUGUAGAUGCCAUCCUAGAUCAACUUCUAGACAAGAAAGUCAUCACAGAGGAGGUUUACAGUAACAUCCGUGCCGAGAAAACCCCACGAAUCAAGAUGAGAGAGUUAUUAAUGGGCCCAGUGAAAUCUGCUGGCACUAAAGGGAAAGAUGCCUUAUAAGCUCUCAAGGAUAUUGAGUUUUGCUUGAGACCUGGAGCAUAAGUGAAAACGCCUGGAUAUUUUUACAUUUAAUGUUUUUUUUAUUUAGUCUACUUGUUGUCUAAUUAGUAUAAAGGAUACAUAAUGAAAACAAGGUACUUCUAUUUCACAAUAACAGCAAACAAAUGGUGUUUAAAUAUUUUAACUCACCAUUGUUUGAAUUUAGUUUCCUAUACUUUUUUUCUUUUGUCUUUGCCUUGUCUGUUUUUUAUCAUCAGUCAAUAAACAAGCAAAUCUAUA
Messenger RNA from Carassius gibelio (silver crucian carp), 885 nucleotides. Its product is annotated as apoptosis-associated speck-like protein containing a CARD. Gene Ontology annotation, biological process: regulation of apoptotic process. The transcript has 2 exons. Bases 94 to 606 code for a protein of 170 amino acids. Lineage: Eukaryota; Metazoa; Chordata; Actinopteri; Cypriniformes; Cyprinidae. The record is from RefSeq and is a predicted model, not a curated record.